AUGCCUCUCAAAUAUGAGACAUGCGACCCGAAGGACCUAGGCUACCUGAUUAGCAAUAUGCUCAUGGAAUUGAUCCGACUUAAUGACAAACUUCCACUGAACGGCCGCCUGACUAGAUUCCAUUCCAGGGCUCCUCCUGGAAUUUCAUGCCACGAUUACCUCCAGCGUCUCAUCCAGCACGCAACCCUCUCACCACCCAUCCUCCUAUCCAUCGUCUACUACAUCGAUCGCCUGUGCUCGCUUUAUCCAAGUUUUACUAUUAGCAGUUUGACUGUCCAUCGUUUUCUCAUCACAGCUGCGACGGUCGCUGCGAAGGGUCUCAGCGAUAGUUUCUGGACCAAUCCCACCUAUGCAAGAAUUGGUGGCAUCAGCGUCAGUGAACUUGCUACUCUGGAGAUGGAGUUCUUGGAAAAGGUCCAAUGGCGCAUCGUACCCAAGCCAGAAGUCCUGGUCGACUACUAUGUCAGUCUUGUACAGAGAAACGAGGGUUACCAACUUGAGGCUGCUACCGAGUCGGACCCGACCUGA
Molecule: messenger RNA, 528 nt
Organism: Aureobasidium pullulans EXF-150
Lineage: Eukaryota; Fungi; Ascomycota; Dothideomycetes; Dothideales; Saccotheciaceae
Product: cyclin-domain-containing protein
Exons: 2
Coding region: 1-528 (175 amino acids)
Biological process (GO): regulation of cyclin-dependent protein serine/threonine kinase activity
Cellular component (GO): cyclin-dependent protein kinase holoenzyme complex; nucleus
Molecular function (GO): protein kinase binding; cyclin-dependent protein serine/threonine kinase regulator activity
Source: RefSeq, a predicted model, not a curated record